AUGUCGGAUCCAUACGAGAAAGUGAAAGGAGGGAGACUAACCUUCAAGGGAGGAAGCUUAGCAAAACGAAGCAUAGGAAUCGAAAAGAAAAGGAAGAAAAAGAAGAAGCCGGUGGCUGAAACGGUGGAGGACGCGGCACUCGAGGCGGAGGCGGUGGAGAAUUCGGAAUCUGGUGGUGCUGGUGAGAUUUAUACGAUUGACGCGGCGAAGAAAAUGAAGUACGAGGAGUUAUUUCCUGUGGAGACGAAGAAGUUUGGGUAUAGCGAGAAGAAAGAUUUUAAAUCCGUUGAAGAUGCUCUUGAUGAUCGGGUUAAGAAGAAAGCUGAUCGUUACUGCAAAUGA
Dovyalis caffra is the source of this 342-nucleotide messenger RNA. The record is from the annotation of a GenBank genome assembly. NCBI's taxonomy places the organism in Eukaryota, Viridiplantae, Streptophyta, Magnoliopsida, Malpighiales, Salicaceae.